UACAGACAGGACUACGUAUGGAAGUCGGCGGCGGCGGCACAUCGGGCUUCAAGGACUUCGACGACAUAUUUGGAGAAUGCGAGCCAGAAGACAAACCCACGUCGUUGGCGGACGUUGUUCCAUGGGACGUGGAACCCAAACCACCGUCCCUUGUACAAGAAGACGCACAUUCGAGCGUGGCGACACCGGUGGGUGAUGCGUUCUUGGUGACGUGGGAUACGUCAGUAGCAACGAUGGAAUUCAAGACGUCGGAGUCACUAGACUUCCUGGACAUCCCUAGCGAACGCUCCGGCUUUGGAGAGGCACCUCGCGAAUCGUUUGCAGACGUUUUAGCCCCCGUCGACAGUUUGACUGAGUUCCUGGACAUCGCUAGCGAACGCUCCGGCUUUGGAGAGGCACCUCGCGAAUCGUUUGCAGACGUUUUAGCCCCCGUCGACAGUUUGACUGAGUUCCUGGACAUCGCUAGCGAACGCUCCGGCUUUGGAGAGGCACCUCGCGAAUCCGAACGCUCCAGCUUUGGAGAGGCACCUCGUGAAUCGUUUGCAGAGUUUUCAGCCCCCGUCGACAGUUCGACUGAGUUCCUGGACAUCCCUAGCGAACGCUCCAGCUUUGGAGAGGCACCUCGUGAAUCGUUUGCAGAGUUUUCAGCCCCCGUCGACAGUUCGACUGAGUUUGGAGACUUUUCCGCUCCAGCCGACGACUAUGCGGACUUCACGCCGAGUUCGGUUGCGGAUGCUUCGUCUGCCGACGACUUUGGGGACUUUGAAUCGUCAGGCGUGACGUCGUUUGGCGAUUUUACUUUCGUGCCACCUCCACCUCACGUUGCUUCUACACCUGUACCGUUUGAUCAAGCCAAGAUCACGUCGUUGUUGGCCCAAGGGUUUCCGAUACUGUCGUCGACACGCCCUUCUUUGUUCUUGCCAACGACGAGCUCGAGCACAACCCCCCACCAAAUCUUGGGCUCAGUGGAUUUUGAAAACACGCAAAAGCCCAUCGUGUGUACGUCGCUGCUGGACGUGUUGGUCAAGGACAUCCACACAAACCAUGUCAAGUGGGAUGCGAGCACCGCCAGCGUCCGGGAAGAAGCGGCGUACGCGUUGCAGCAAUGUAAAGCUACCCUCGCUCAAAAAGUAAACGAAGCAGUGGUGCACCAUGCCUUGUUCUCGGAAACGUCGACUGCAUACGCCGAGUACCAAAGCACGAUCCACUCGUCCGACAGGUCGGCGAUUUUGGCUGCAUUGCGAAAGCUACAGCUCGACAUCUUUGAAGACAUGUCGACCAAGGCGACGCUGUCCAUGGCGGAGCAGGCGGCGUUGUCUGCGCAGGCAUCCAUCGCCAGCCAUGCCCAGCAGCACAAGGAUAAAGCGCCGGGGCUGAAAUUCCAGUUUGCUUGGCAUUCAAAGGACAAACCCGACCACGACGACCGCGUGGCGUCGAUUCGGGUGCUCACGCCCACUGGCGCGUCGAUUUCCAAGUUACACCGCAACUCGUUCAGCAAUAUGCAUGCAACAACGAACACGGCAAGCGGGGGGGGCAGCGAGGGCGAACACACGAGUGGCUCGGACGGCGACGGUGACAAUUGGGAAACGGCCAGUGCCACGAGCGACUGCACGACUGGUGGGACGGCAGACGACCAUCGUCCCAGCCAGCCGAGCCGGACGGGGUCGGGGUCGUUGGCGGGGGCUGUCACGGGCUCAGGUCUGAUGAAGAAGCUGUCGACCAAGCUGGGCUUUUCGAGCCUACGAUCCACGCUGUCACUAGCUUCAACCAAAACCAAGGUGGUGAGUUUAUCGUUGCGGCGAAAGGGAGACAGCGCCGUGCGGACGUUCGACGCGCCCAUGGACAGCAUCAGCGGCGGCUUUGACGAACUCAAGUGGAAGUGCGCCGUGUUUCUGUACGACGCGGACGAAGUGGCCGCCGUGGCCCCGUCUCAAAUCCAAGUGAUCGGGUCGAAUGGGGUGACCGUGUCAUCCACAGACCGAUUUGCGCUGCAAAAGCUGCUCAAAGAUAAGGGCACCGUGUGGACCAUCGACGUGGGCACCGACGCGAAAGAGUCGACAAGUGACACUUGACGAUCCCUUGGAGUAGUCUGAUAGAGAUGUGCUAGCCACAUGUGUGCAAAUAGCAUAACUAUUGUAUUUGUGACGUUAUCUGUGGAUGAC
Aphanomyces astaci is the source of this 2162-nucleotide messenger RNA. RefSeq lists its product as hypothetical. Lineage: Eukaryota; Oomycota; Saprolegniomycetes; Saprolegniales; Verrucalvaceae. The coding region runs from base 18 to 2072 and encodes 684 amino acids. The transcript has 5 exons. The record is from RefSeq and is a predicted model, not a curated record.